Molecule: messenger RNA, 1524 nt
Organism: Helianthus annuus (common sunflower)
Lineage: Eukaryota; Viridiplantae; Streptophyta; Magnoliopsida; Asterales; Asteraceae
Exons: 2
Coding region: 1-1524 (507 amino acids)
Source: RefSeq, a predicted model, not a curated record
AUGGCCCAGAUGAGGGCAAGCUUCCCAUGGCAACACUUUAUUAAUCAAGUGCUGGCCACCCAAUGGAGCAACAAUAACAACAACAACACAGGUGUAAGGGUGGAAGAGGAUUUGGCUAAGCCAUAUAAACCAAGUAAUUUGUCGUGUUUCUCUCAGCAGAUUGCCGAUUAUGAUUUUCAAACAAAGAUCAAAAUUCCGUCCCACAUCAAAACAUAUGAUGGGACUGAAGACCCAGAGGAUCAUCUCCAGAUCUUUACUGGUGCUGCUAGGAUCGAGAAAUGGUCUAAUGCUGAAUGCUGUCUCAUGUUCAUGCAAACCCUUGUCGGGUCAGCCAGAAUAUGGUUCAAUGAUUUACCUGCCAGAAGCGUUCGAAGCUUCGAUGACCUUAACAAAGGGUUCCUGGCCAAAUUCUCCCAGCAAAGGCGGUACGUUAAAGAUGCCACGGUGAUUUUCCAGAUAAAACAAAGGGAUGAUGAAAGCUUUCGAGAGUUCAUAGAAAGGUAUAAAAAGGAAGGUCUAACGUAUGUGGGGGCGGAUGAAAAGAUGAGAGUAGCCGGUUUCAUGAAUGCAAUUACCUCCAAAUACCUUACCAGGGAUUUCAACAAGUCCCUGCUAAAGACAUUAGAAGAAGCUCUCGAAAGGGCCGAAGCCCACAUCAGAGGAGAGGAGGCUGUAGACAUAAAAGAGCAAAGAAAAACGGGAUCUAGCUGGCGAGAGAAGGGCCACCAUACUAAUGAUUGCUUCCAACUCAAAAAGAGGAUUGAAAAGGCCGUCAAGUCCGGGGAGCUUGCCCACUUAGUAAAGGGGGUAAGAGACAAGAUAGCCGAAGGAAAGGGCAUGGAAGUUAACGUGGUAGAUUUUGAUGGAAAGGUUCCCCACAAACGGCAGCGGUUGGAAGCUUGGGAACUUCAGUGUAACUACUUCCCUCCAACAGAAAAGGACCCACUCUCAAACCCCCUUGUGGUUGAAGCAAUUGUGGGUACACUAAAGACAAGCAGAGCAUACAUAGACACUGGUGCAGCCACUGAAAUUAUGUUUGAGAAGUUCUUCAACCGUUUGAGAAAUGAGGAACGUUCGAAGCUUCAACCCUCCGUAACCUCCAUAAAAGGUAUUGCCGACAUACCCCUCAAGCCUUUAGGGCAACUAACACUUGAUGUCCGUUUCAGUGAAGGCAAGAUGGAGAGAAUCCAACCUCUCACUUUUGUGGUCAUCAAUAUACCUUUAAACUAUUAUGUCAUCAUAGGAAGGCCGGGGCAAUGUGCAUGCUACAUGACUGUUUCUGUUGGUUAUGGCACAGUUAAGUUCCCUACCGAGAGAGGGAUUGCGACCCUUCGACCCACACAAGAGGCUUACAUGGUUGAAGGGGAAAGUUCCAAAGGUGAAGAAGACAAGCAAGGGCUGAUCAUAAACCCCAAGUAUCCUGAACAAAGGAUAAGGGUUAAUUCAAGCCUUUCACAAGAAACUCUCUCAUAUCUUGAAAAGCUGCUAGUACAUUAUAGUUAUGUCUUUGUUUGGUGCCCAUAA